Messenger RNA from Peromyscus californicus insignis, 4616 nucleotides. It is a transcript of the gene Dll4, whose product is annotated as delta like canonical Notch ligand 4. The transcript is spliced from 11 exons. Gene Ontology annotation, biological process: cell communication; multicellular organism development; Notch signaling pathway. Lineage: Eukaryota; Metazoa; Chordata; Mammalia; Rodentia; Cricetidae. The record is from RefSeq and is a predicted model, not a curated record. Bases 1558 to 3618 code for a protein of 686 amino acids. Gene Ontology annotation, molecular function: calcium ion binding. Gene Ontology annotation, cellular component: membrane.
AGAGAGUUCUCUAGCACCCCCGAGACUGGGAGAAGCCAGCCCUCCUCGCUCUGCGGCCUCCGAGGAGCACGACGGGUUCUGGGAAAGCAGCUGCACGGUUUGCACUCAGAGGCCACCCGGGAGAGGCGCGCGUGCGACGUGGGUGAAGACGCCCGAAACUCAAACAACUUGGUGCGCCUCCAGUUCCACCCUACAUCCUGCCCUCUGCAGAGAGAGCUGGGCCUGCUCAGCCGCGGGCUCUCUCUCCUUGCCCCUCUAGGGGUCCGAGGAAACCCCGCAGUUAGGAAAGUUCCUCCCUACCCUCGCGGAGCUAGGGGACACACAGGUCGGGGCCAGAAUAGGCGACGACGGAAGUCCAAGUGCGACCCAGGUGAGGUAGGCACUGAGGGUGAGGCCAGAACUUCAUUACCAUACAGCUGAGGACGCACCCCCCCCCCAUUUCGAGAACCACGCCCCCCACCUCCCUGUCCGACCACUAGUCCCGGCGCUAGCCCGAGCCAGGAGGUAGUGGGGGUGGAGAACAGAAGAGAGAAGGCACGCGCUGGGCACGCCCCGCGGCUGGGGAGUGACACGCCUACCAGGUGCCGAGAAGACCCGAGUCUUAGACGCUUGGCCCUUUGCCUUGCCUGGAAUGGCCACGGAAAGGUUAACGCGUCCGACGGCUUCCCUGCGGUGCUGGGGACGCGUGGUGGGUGGGUGCUCUUAGGCUGGAGGCCAGCCAGGCACGAGCUACCUACAGUCUGGGACGAAGAGGGCGAUCCAAGUCCCCUGGCGCUGGUUUUCGCUUUCUUGGUUUAAGUUCUUCCCACCUGCUGGAGGACUAUAGGAAGCUAAUGCCUGGAGCAGAUCCACCGCCUACGGCGAUCCCUUAGCGUUUCCACCCCCAGGACUAUCCCGGAACCACCUCACCUCCCGCUGCAUCACUGGGCUACCCUCCUAUCCUCUGGUGGCGAGGGUCUCAGCCCUUAACCAGACGAUCUCUGAGGGCUGCUCCCUGGGCACGCGCAGAGCUGGGAGCCCAGAGGUUGGAAGAGGGGCGGGGACCUGCGCCCUACUGGCUAGUUGACAGGGGGAGCGGCGGGGGCGGAGGCCCCCUCCGGUGGGUGCUGGGACUGUAGCCACUAGAGGCCUAGAGGGGAGGGGAGAGUGACCAUGAGUCUGUCUGACUGACAGGCUGCGAAGAGGAGCCAAUAUAUAUAAGAAAGGCUCCGGAGGCAGCAGGUUUCAGUAGCGGCGCUGCUCGCCGGCCAGGAACCCGAGGCCAAGGGCCUCAGCCAAAGCCGCUUGGGUGCAGUGUACCCCGGCACUAGUCCGCUUGAGGCCCUAGGAUUAGCUCCAGGACACAGACUUAGAGCGACCACCGCCCAGUCGCCUUCACCUGGAAUACCUACCUACGGAAGCAUCGAGCCGCCGCGGAGUUUUCGAGAAGGCGACCGGGGAGCAGAGCCCCGAGAGGAAUCAGCUUUUUAGGAACUCGGCUGGCAGACGGACGCGCUGGAGAGCGACAUCCCGAAGAAGCAAAUUCAGAGCCCCCGAGUGGCGAGGACAGCCCAAGGAAUGACGCCUGCAUCCCGGAGCGCCUUCCACUGGGCGCUGCUGCUGCUGGCGGUACUGUGGCCGCAGCAGCGCGCUGCCGCCUCCGGCAUCUUCCAGCUGCGGCUGCAGGAGUUCGCCAACGAGCGCGGUGUGCUGGCCAAUGGGCGGCCCUGCGAGCCCGGCUGCCGGACUUUCUUCCGCGUCUGCCUUAAGCACUUCCAGGCAACCUUCUCGCCGGGACCCUGCACCUUCGGCAGCGUCUCCACACCGAUUUUGGGCACCAACUCCUUCGUCGUCAGGGACGAGAAUAGUGGCGGUGGUCGCAACCCUCUUCAACUGCCCUUCAAUUUCACCUGGCCGGGUACCUUCUCACUCAACAUCCAAGCUUGGCACGCACCGGGAGACGACCUGCGGCCAGAGGCGUUACCAGCCGAUGCACUCAUCGGUGAGAUCACCAUCCAAGGCUCCCUUGCUGUGGGUCAGAACUGGCUGUCGGACGAGCAAAACAGCACCCUCACAAGACUGCGCUACUCCUACCGGGUCAUCUGCAGUGACAACUACUAUGGAGACAACUGUUCCCGCCUGUGCAAGAAGCGCAAUGACCUCUUCGGACACUACGUGUGCCAGCCAGACGGCAGCCUGUCCUGCCUGCCGGGUUGGACGGGGAAAUACUGUGAUCAGCCUAUCUGUCUUUCUGGCUGUCAUGAACAGAACGGCUACUGCAGCAAGCCAGCAGAGUGCCUCUGCCGUCCGGGUUGGCAGGGUCGCCUGUGCAAUGAAUGUAUCCCCCACAAUGGCUGUCGCCAUGGCACCUGCAGCAUCCCCUGGCAGUGUACCUGUGACGAGGGCUGGGGAGGUCUGUUCUGUGACCAAGAUCUCAAUUACUGCACUCACCACUCCCCAUGCAAGAAUGGAGCGACGUGUUCCAACAGCGGCCAUCGGAGCUACACCUGCACCUGUCGCCCAGGCUACACUGGUGUGGACUGUGAGCUGGAACUCAGCAAGUGUGACAGCAAUCCCUGUCGAAAUGGCGGCAGCUGUAAGGACCAGGAGGAUGGCUACCACUGCCUGUGUCCCCCAGGAUACUAUGGGCAGCACUGUGAACAUAGUACCCUGACCUGUGCUGACUCACCCUGCUUCAACGGGGGCUCCUGCCGGGAGCGCAACCAGGGGGCCAGUUAUGCCUGUGAAUGCCCCCCUAAUUUCACUGGCUCCAACUGUGAGAAGAAAGUGGACAGGUGCACCAACAACCCAUGUGCCAAUGGGGGCCAGUGCCUAAACAGAGGUCCGAGCCGUACCUGCCGCUGCCGACCGGGAUUCACAGGCACCCACUGUGAACUCCACAUCAGUGACUGUACCCGAAGCCCCUGUGCCCAUGGGGGCACUUGCCACGAUCUGGAGAACGGGCCAGUAUGCACCUGCCCUGCUGGUUUUUCUGGCAGGCGCUGUGAGGUGCGGAUAGCCAAGGAUGCUUGUGCCUCGGGGCCCUGCUUCAACGGGGCCACCUGCUACACUGGCCUCUCCUCAGACAAGUUCGUCUGCAACUGUCCUUACGGCUUUGUGGGCAGCCUCUGCGAGUUUCCCCUGGGCUUGCCACCCAGCUUCCCCUGGGUGGCCGUCUCGCUGGGUGUGGGGCUGGUGGUACUGAUGGUGUUGCUGGGCAUGGUGGCCGUAGCUGUGCGGCAGCUGCGGCUUCGGCGGCCCGAUGAUGGCAGCAGGGAGGCCAUGAACAACUUGUCAGACUUCCAGAAGGACAAUCUAAUCCCUGCUGCCCAGCUCAAGAACACGAACCAGAAGAAGGAGCUGGAGGUGGACUGUGGCCUGGACAAGUCCAACUGUGGCAAACUGCAGAACCACACACUGGACUACAAUCUGGCUCCAGGGCCCCUGGGGCGGGGGACCAUGCCUGGGAAGUAUCUUCACAGUGACAAGAGCUUAGGAGAGAAGGUGCCACUUCGGUUACACAGUGAAAAGCCAGAGUGUCGAAUAUCAGCGAUAUGCUCCCCCAGGGACUCCAUGUACCAGUCAGUGUGUUUGAUAUCAGAAGAGAGGAACGAAUGUGUCAUUGCCACGGAGGUAUAAGGCACGAGCCUACCCAGACCCCAGCUUCGGCCCAGCAGCUGGGCCUCCCUUCUGCAUUGUUUACAUUGCAUCCUGGAUGGGACGUCUUUAGUAUGCACAGUGCUGCUCUGAAGAGGAGGAGGGAACGGCAUGGACUGGACAGACUGUGAACCUGCCAAGAGUUGCACCACCCUGCAGGCCUGCAGGCGUCUGCCUGACCUCAGAUGGGCAGCCCUACCAACAAGGGAACAGAGCCGAGGAGCCAGAGGAGCAUCCGUUGAGCUGAUGUCCAAGGUGCAUCUGCCAACAGUGGCCACCACGGGGCUCUUGACUGUUUUUCGGAGAGUAGCAGUGGCCCAGUUGGUCUCGGAGCUGCUGUGGCUUCCAUGGGCAUCUGUGUUUCCAAAGUGCCUUUGCCCAGGUUCCGUCAUGACUGCUGGGCCCAAAUGGGAGAGGAGAAGGAGGCUUGCAAGGGACGGGCCUCUCGUAGUCAGGGAAACUGUGGAGUUUGGCUUCUGGCAGGGGCUACCCAGCGGGUGAGGUGAGACAAGUGGUUCCUGCCUCCAACCACAGCAUGUGGGGUGCCACCUAGCCUAGACCCUCUGGGCAAAAGUAGAUAGCUCACCUCUCACUGGUCCUGGUGCCUCUGGGCUUGUGUGGACAGACAGGCUUGGGGCCUGCCCCUUGUGCCAACUGGGGUUCUAGGGCCUAACUGGGGAGCUCAGGGCUGUUAUGGGGAGAUAGUGGGUGCUGCUGUGGCCUAGGCCCUUUCCUCCCCCAUGCCCAUUUCUGUGCCCUUGAGCCUGGGUUCCAUCAGUGCCCACUGCUGCCCCAGACCACCCUUGAAGCCGAUCUUCAGAAAUCAAUAAUAUGAGGUGUUUUUUUUUUGUAGUUUAUUUUGGAAUCUAGUAUUUUGAUAAUUUAAGAAUCAGAAGCACUGACCUUUCUACAUUUUAUAACAUUAUUUUGUAUAUAAUGUGUAUUUAUAAUAUGGAACAGAUGUGUACAGGAAACUAUUA